Messenger RNA from Plasmodium malariae, 3189 nucleotides. Its product is annotated as DNA-binding chaperone, putative. Lineage: Eukaryota; Apicomplexa; Aconoidasida; Haemosporida; Plasmodiidae. The coding region runs from base 1 to 3189 and encodes 1062 amino acids. The transcript has a single exon. The record is from RefSeq and is a predicted model, not a curated record. Gene Ontology annotation, molecular function: Hsp70 protein binding; ribosome binding. Gene Ontology annotation, biological process: regulation of translational fidelity; 'de novo' cotranslational protein folding. Gene Ontology annotation, cellular component: cytosol.
AUGGUUGAUAAUAAAUUAUCAAAUAAUGAAUUCCAAAAAAAAAAUGAAGAAAUGCUAUGUAUAAAAAACAUUAAUGCAAAAAAUGAUGUAGAAUAUGCAAAUGAACUUAGUGUUCUUCCAUAUGUUUCGGAAAAAUACAGUGUAAGCAUAAGAAAAAAAAAAAUUGAAGCAGCUGGAUUUAUGUUCUAUAUUAAAUAUGAAAUUGCAUUAUUAAAAGAAAAAAGGAAAAAGUCAAAAGAUAAUAAUAGAUAUACGCAUAUUGAUGAAAUAUUUUUAUAUAAGGAUAAAAUAAAUUACAUAAAUGAAAUUAAAAAGGCGGAAGGCGGUGAUAACAACGAUAACGGUAAUAACAAUAACAGUAACAACAACAAUAAUUGUAGUAACAACUAUAAUAAUAAUAAUAAUAAGGAUGAUGGAUAUAUGAAAAAUGAAAAAGGAAAAAAACAUGAUGAUACCUACAAUGACAUGGUAAAUGAUGACAAAAACAGUAAAAAAAGAAAAGAAAAAGAAAGUUUAAAAAAAAGCUCAAAUUUGGUUAAAAAAUGUAUAAAUAACAAUAUAAAUGUUUAUGAAAUAUUAAGUGUAGAUGAAUCGGAUGAUUUAGAAACCAUUAAAUCAACGUAUAAAAAAUUAAUCUUAAUAUUUCACCCAGAUAAGAAUAAAGGUACAUCUUUUUUAAAUGAAAAUGAAAAAAAAAAGAAGAGAGAAAAAAAUAAUAAAAAUGAUAAUAAUACAGACACAAAAAAGGAUUUGGUAUAUUAUAUGGAAAAGUAUAAUAUAGAAAAAUUAACAGAAGAAGAAAAGAAAUUAAUGUUCUUAAAAAUUCAAGAUUCGUAUACUAUUUUAUCAGAUAAAAUUUUGAGAAAACAAUAUGAUAGUUCUGUCCCCUUUGAUGAAUAUAUACCAACAUUAAUUGAAUUAGAAGAAGCUUCAAAUUUUUAUGAGUUUCUAAGACCAGUUUUUAAAAGAAAUGCAAAAUGGUCGGCUAAAAAGCCUGUACCCGAUAUAGGAGAUGAAAAUACACAUAUAGAAAGUGUAAAAUAUUUUUAUGAUUUCUGGUAUAAUUUUGUUAAUUGGAGGGAUUUUUCAUAUCAAAAUGAAUAUGACUAUGAGGAGGCUGAAUGUAGAGAAGAAAGGAGAUGGAUGGAAAGAGAAAAUAAAAAGAUUCAGAAAAAAGCCUCAAGAGCCGAAAAUUUAAGAAUUAUCAAAUUAGUCGAUUUAGCUUAUAAUAAUGAUCCUAGAAUAAUUGCUGAAAAUAAGAGAAUUAAAUUAGAAAAACAAAAAAAAAAAGAAUUAGCCAUGUUAGAAAAACAGAAGAAAAGAAACGACUCUUUAUUAAUAAAUGAAUUAAAAAAAGACAACACAAAUACUCAGGUUGUUUCUUCAAAAGAAAAGAUUAAUAAGGAUAAUAAAGCUGCUUUAAAAAUAUGGAAACAUCAUAUUAAAUCUGUAUGUAUAACUAAAUUAUCAAAUCUUGUGAAUUCUGAUUUGAUACAGGAAAAAUUAGCUACAUUGUCAUUUGAAACUUUAUGUGAAUUUAUAUAUGAAAUUUAUGUAUUCUUAAAUUUUAAUUUUCAAAAAGGGGAUGUAUUAUCUCCUAUUCAAAAGUUGAAUAAUAAAUCUUCCGACAAAUUAAAUAAUUUUUCAUAUGCAAAAAAGAGUGCGGUAAAUAAUGAAAAUAAUAAAAUACCUAUUACUAACAGUAUAAACGGAAAUCUGCUUAACAACAUAAAGAUGAAUAACUACGAUAAUGAGAAGAACAAAUUAAACAAUGUAAAAAAUAAUAGUGAUAUGUGUUAUAUUGAUACGAUAGAUGAAAAUGGUAUAACUAGUAGUAAAAAUGUAACUAUGCUGAAACGAGAUAAUGAUAAUAAAGAGGAGAAUCACAGUGGUUUUAAUAGUAGUAGUAUUGGUAGAGAUAAUAAUAAUAAGAAGAAGAAUGAUAAUAAUAAUUUUGAUGGUAGUGAUAUGUACACACAUAGUAGUGCGCAGUAUUACAGGGAUGGUAACUCAGGAGUAGAUCGAACUGAUCGUGGCAUAUCAAACUUUAUUAUCAAAAACGAAGAAGAAAAAGAAGAGGAGAUAAAGGAUAGCAAUUUAUCGUAUUCGGAUAAAACACUAAACAAUUUAGAAUAUAAAAAGGAACAUCCGUUUUAUGAAAAUGAUAAUUCUAAAACAAACACUGAGGAGAAGAACAAUAAUGAAAAUUAUAAAUAUAAAAAAGCUGUUGGAAAAAAUAAUAUCUCUAACAACACAGAUGGUAUUUAUAGUAGUAGUAAAGGUACAGGGUUCAUAGGUCAUCUAAAAAGUGUAGAAUUAGAUGAAAAGAAUAUAGAAGUGUUAAUACAAAUAUUUAAAAAAUAUAUAAAGGAUUUUAAUUGUAUUAUAAAAAAGAGAGAAAAAGUAAACACCCAAGAGGGUUGCAAUUUAAGAAGCAAUAUUGAAAGUAAUAUUUAUUCGGAAGGAAUGGAGAUCAGAAAUAAUAUUAUUAAAACAAAACCAGAUGUAGAUGAAAAAAUGAAUGCAGUUAACCAUGAUUCAAAAGAUAAUUACGGAAAUGUUGAAAAAAAGGACGGUACAAAUGAUGAAAAAAGGAAUAAUGAAAAUUUUGAAAAAAACAAAGAAUUAGAUGUAAAUAGCAAAUGGACAACGAAUGAAAUUUCCUUACUUACCAAAGCUCUGAAAGCUUACCCAGGAGGUACCAAAAACAGAUGGAUUCUUAUAACAAAUACGAUAAAAACCAAAAAUGUUAAAGAAGUUUUAAAAAAAGCAAAAGAAAUGUUUGAGAAUGAAACUUUAAAAAAUCUGAGUACAAAAAUUGAAGAAACGCCAUUUGAUCAUUUCAAGAAUCAGAAUAAGGGAGUAAUGAAAAAAAUUGACGAUAACUUAGAUAAAAGAGAAUCAAAAAUCGAAAAUGAAGAAGCAAACGCUGAAGAAGAAGUAGAAACAGAAGGAAAAAAAUUAAAUAAUAAUAUAAAUGGAAAUAAUAAUAUUGAAGGAAAAAAACCGUGGACCCACGAAGAACAAUUUUUAUUAGAAAAAGCUUUAAUGAAAUAUCCUGCAUCCAUACCAAUAAAAGAAAGAUUAAGAUUAGUUUCUUCUGAAAUAAAAACUAGAUCAAUUGAUGAAGUUAUAUUUAGAAUGAAAACAUUAAGAGCUCAGAUAUUAGCUAAGAAAUCUGCAAAAUAA